Molecule: messenger RNA, 159 nt
Organism: Cyphellophora europaea CBS 101466
Lineage: Eukaryota; Fungi; Ascomycota; Eurotiomycetes; Chaetothyriales; Cyphellophoraceae
Exons: 1
Coding region: 1-159 (52 amino acids)
Source: RefSeq, a predicted model, not a curated record
AUGUCAAAGGUGCACCCGUCGAUGUCAGCGUCCCACCGGAAUAUCACGGCCUGCUCUUACGGUUGGCGAUUGGGUGGCUCGACAAGCGACACUGGCGCUAUUGUGGCACCUGCGGACGGAUCUUGCGGCGGGACCAAGAUAUGUGGCGCAAGAAGCUGA